Messenger RNA from Taeniopygia guttata (zebra finch), 3317 nucleotides. The record is from RefSeq and is a predicted model, not a curated record. Lineage: Eukaryota; Metazoa; Chordata; Aves; Passeriformes; Estrildidae.
AUUCAUGGGAUAAUUUGCUAGCAGAUUUCCCUAAAGGUCCGCUUUCCAGGUAUCGUAAGAAAGCUUCCUUCAACUGGAAGGAGAUGGCAGUGUUCAUAGAUGGUGAAGAUAUCAUACAGCUGAAGAGUCUUCUCUGCUCUGGAAAAUGAUCCUCUCUUUGCACAUCAUCCUGGAGAAGAUUUAUGCCGUGAGAAAUAUCAGGAGCUGACCUUCCUGCGCUGUAAAAGGCUUUUUGAGUAUGAAUUUCUCACACCGCAAGAGAUUAUGGAGCAGCCGUUUAGGGUUUUUAAUAUGAUGUCAUUUCUAGGAAUGUAUGAUUGUUCUCUAUGUCUCCAGUUUUUCCUACAUUGUACUGUAAGUACAGUUCAAGGGCUAUAGUGGUGUAUGUUUGAAUUGAAGUAACUUCUAGUACCGUAAUUCUGUUGCUUUAUGCCAUUUUAUUAAAAUUUGAUCUCCUCAUCCUUUCUUUUCAAAAACAGUAUUAAGUUUUAACUGUUUAGAAGGGUCAGAGAGCUGUGGGUAAUUUUUGUUGUUAAACCCCUGUCUCCACUGGAAUCCUACCUGGAAAGUAAAGGUGAAACGGUACAGACAGAGCUACAGAAAACAUUUUUGAUGCUUUCUUUUGUUUACUCCUCUCUAGGGCAGCCAAAGAACUUGGUUAUUGGUGGCUGUGUGUUUGCUUAAGAUUUGCGGGUGUCAGAAAUUACCUGCUUGAGCCCCACUGUCUUAAUGAAAGGCAUAAUCCAAAAAUUUCUCACUGACAUCAGUGGCUGAAUUUUGUUAAUCAGUUGUUUCCCAGAUGGAUCUCUCACAAAGAAUGCUCAGCAUAGCUGGUCAAAUAUUAUCAGUUUAAUUAAUUAAUUAUUACUAUUCACAUAGCUGGGGAGCAUCUAGGAGUUUUGUUGUGUGAAUGUCCAUGUAGCAAAACUGAAGGUAGCUUUCAAAUAAGCAUUCUUGUUUGAUCCUGAAGCGGCUACCUUCAGUUCCCAAUCUGCAGUAAAAUGAACUAAAAUAGUCUUUAAGUUUUCCUUUGCUCAAGGACACUAAGGACAAGUGGAAAGUAUUUCUAAGCAUUUGCAAUGAAGGCUUGAAGAGGUUAGAGCUGGGACAAGUUCAGUCAUCUAUGAAGGGGCCUUGACAAGAUCAAAUCCUGACUUAUGUCCCCAAGCUAUAGUCUAAUUAUAGCUUACUGUGCAGACCACUUUCCCUGGUCUCCUUACUGGACAUCACUAUUGAAAGUCACAUGCAGUUUGUGCUUUUCAUCACAGGGCACUGAUUCAUUCAUUGUUUUGUUUUUACAGAUAUUUGCAGGUCCAAUUAUGAGUGCUUAUGAGAAAUUUGCACACAUUUUGGAGCAAACCUAUAGGAUGGAGAUUUUUGGAUGUUUUGCUCUGACUGAACUCAGCCAUGGAACUAACACCAAAGGCUUACGGACUACAGCCACGUUUGAUCCCAGCACUCAGGAAUUUGUUAUCAAUACACCUGAUUUUGAAGCUGCAAAGUUCUGGAUUGGUAAUAUGGGGAAACAUGCCACACAUGCAGUUGUAUAUGCCCAGCUCUAUACUCCUGAUGGACAGUGCCAAGGAUUACAUCCCUUUAUUGUACAAAUUCGAGAUACAAAAACUCUCCUACCAAUGCCAGGUGUGAUGGUGGGUGACAUAGGAGAGAAACUUGGGCUCAAUGGGUAUGAUAAUGGAUUUGCCAUGUUCCACAACGUCAGGAUACCAAAAGAAAACAUACUGAGUAUAACUGGAGAUGUCACAGCUGAGGGGAAGUAUUCAAGUUCUAUCAAGGAGGUUAAAGAACGUUUCAGUGCAGCUCUGGGAUCCUUGUCCACUGGCAGAAUUACAAUCACAGGACUUUCCACAGCCAUCUUAAAGCUUGCCUUGACAAUAGCCAUUCGCUUCUCAGCAGCUCGCUGUCAGUUUGGACCAGCUGAGGAUGAAGAAAUACCUGUCCUUGAAUACCAAACACAGCAAUGGCGUCUUUUACCUUAUCUGGCUGCUGCAUAUGCCUUAGAUUAUUUAUCAAAGUCCCUGUUUGGGAACUUUGUAGAGUUUUAUGCAGGUGUUUUGACAAAGCAAAGGAGUCAGAGACAGGCUGAUUUGGGACGUGAGAUUCAUGCUUUAUCUGCUGCCAGCAAACCUCUGGCAUCUUGGACUGCUCAGCAGGCAGCCCAGGAGUGCCGAGAAGCUUGUGGAGGGCAUGGAUACCUUGCCAUGAAUCGUCUGGGUGAAAUCCGAAAUGACAAUGAUCCAAACUGCACAUAUGAGGGAGAUAACAACGUCCUGCUUCAGCAAACCAGCAACUACUUAAUGAGCUGGAUGAAUUGCAUAAGAGAUAAAGCUCCUUUUGAAUCCCCUUUGGGAACAAUAAACUUUUUGCAAGACUACCAUCAUAUUCUUGGCUGGAAAUUCACAGCCACUAGCAUUGAAGAUUGCAUGGACUCCUCAGUUCCUUUAGCAGCUUAUAAAUGGCUGGUUUGCUACCUGCUCCGAGAAAGUUACCUAAAAAUGAAUAAGGAGAAGCAGGCUGGACGAAGUGAUUUUGAGGCCAAAAACAACAGUCAGGUGUACUACUGUCGGUCUCUGGCUCUUGCUUUUAUUGAGCAGACGGCCUUACAGCGCUACCAUGACUACACUCACGAUCCCAGCGUCCCAGCAGCUCUGCAGCCAGUGCUGAGGUAUCUCAGUGCUCUCUAUGGGCUCUGGUCCUUGAGUAAACACCUGGCUGUGCUCUACCAAGGUGGCUAUGCUUCAGGUGAACAACCUGGGAAAUUUAUUCAGGAUGCUAUUCUGGAGCUCUGUUACAGGUUGAAAGAUGAUGCAGUUGCCCUGGUUGAUGUCUUUGCUCCUUCUGACUUCAUUCUCAAUUCACCCAUUGGUAAAGCAAGUGGAGAGAUAUACAAAAAUAUAUGGGGAGAGAUCCUUCAAGGCAACAAAGCUCUGAACAGACCUUCAUGGUGGGCAGAAUUUUGCAGUAAUAAACCUGUUAUAGGCAGGCUGAGGUCAAGAUUGUAAACCAAACAACUUUUAAGGGUCUGGAUGGGCCUGAGAUGGAUACCUUGUUACAAACAUCAGGAGGAAAUUAGACCAUAUGAACACCAAAAUGAAAGGGAUUUUCAUUGAGAUGUGCCAAGUUUUAAAAUAACUUUGAAAUCAAGUCCAACUUGAUCUGAGAGACUGUUAACAUAAUAAAGACAAGAUCAAGAGCAGCACAUCUCCACACUAUAGAUAUUUAGUCAAGUAAAUUUUAAAAUAUGAAGAUUUAUUAUAAUCACUUCUUUGCAAAGUUUAUAAUAAAAUUUUCCGAUCGCU